AAAAUUCUCUAGGAGAUGUUUCUGUUUCAAAGCAGAAAACACAAUAUGAUGAUGAUCGACCAAUAUCUUACCGCCCAUCACAAAAAUUUUUUCGGAGAAAAUUCAAAGCUUCCUGAAUCAAAAUGCGUGCGGAUAUUCAAUGCUUACGUGGAUUGGCUAUACUUUUUGUGUUUACUUACCAUUUAUAUCCUUCAGUUUUUCCAAAUGGUUACCUUGGAGUUGACAUAUUCUUUGUGAUCUCCGGCUUCCUGAUGGCUCGAAACCUUACCCACGUGAAAAUUACCAAAAUUUCUCAAAUUUUCGGAUUCUACUAUCGCAGAUUUCGUCGAAUCCUGCCACUUUACUAUUUAUCGAUUGUCGUGACCCUAGUCUCCGCCCAUUUUUGGCUCCGCGAGUUUUGGUGGGAUGUCAAUCGGCGAUAUUCGUUAGCUGCAACAUUUUUAGUCACUAAUCAGUUGCUGAUCCAAGAUUUGAAUGACUAUUUUCAGCAGUACCUCGCCGACGGCACCUCCAUCAACACUUUCAUCCAUACUUGGUCCCUGGGCGUUGAGAUGCAAUUCUACCUGCUUGUCCCUGUAAUCUUUAUAGGCUUACAAAUUGGACUGCCUAAUAGUCCACGUGGCAAGCUGGCACUAGUCUCCGGGAUCUCGAUUUUCGGAAUGUUGGGAUUUUUACUCAGCAAUUCAAAUUUUGCCUUCAAUUACAUGCUGCUAAGGUUAUGGCAAUUUUCCGCCGGAUUUGUGGCACUUUUUCUGAAAAAAUGUGCACCUACGGAACCUGUGAAAGAUUCUAAACCAGAAACGUGGAAAAUUCCCCAAAAUGAUGUUGCAUAUUGCCUGGUUGCCGUGCUAUUUCUGUGUAUUUUCCCAGCGGAGGCAGAUGCUGUUUGGCUCCGCCCACUUGUAACAUUUUCAGCUUCUGCGGUGAUUUUCUUGGAGAACAAGACUUGCGGGACCCUGAAAAGCUCAAUUUUGUGCUAUUUGGGAGAUAUUUCGUAUGUCAUGUAUUUGGUUCACUGGCCGGUUAUUGCAAUUUUCAAGGAAUCAACUAUUCAGAGUCAUGCAGUGUGUAUUGCACUGACACUUCUGAUUUCUGUAGUGGCUCAUCACCUUUACGAGAAACAGUACCUGAAGCUUGGCACAAAACCGACGGCUCUUCUGAUCCUACUGCUCAUUUGCCUAAACGGAGCAGCUCAAUGGAGCACUAGAACCCACGAAUUCUGGAAACCUAAAUAUCAGCCAAGAGUUCGAAAAAUUGUCGACGAGAAUAUGAAGCUUCUUCCCUAUAUUACGUCGUAUGAGCCCAGACAGGAAACUUGUCUGGAGACUGAGCUUCCCGAGCUGAGGAAGAAUGGGUUUAAAUUUGACUAUUGCAGAUAUCCGAAAGCUAAUGGUACUCUAUCAGUAAUGCUCGUUGGAAAUAGCUACGUGGAAAAUUUGGACGGACAUAUUCGAGCACAAUUUCGCUCAAACUAUUCGGAUUGGACAUCGCUUUUUAUUGGAGGCUGUAACGGGUUCUUCCACAACGGGAAUUUCUCAACACCGGCUGGAUAUUGGGAGCAACUAUCCCUGAAAAUUGCCAAGGAGCAGGUGGAACUUCGGAAACCGGAUGUUCUGUUUGUUAUAGCCAGAUAUUCUCCGUCGUUGAAACAACCUAUAUGGGAUAUUGAGACGGAUGAGGUUGUGGCGAUGAUGAAUAAGUAUUUGCGGUUUUAUGAGAGAUUCGCCAAGAAAAUCUACAUCCUGGCACCUCACCCGCUAUACCCUUUGAAUUUUAUGAACAAGUACCUCGAUACAGUAACCCAGAAGCCAGCGGAGCUGGAGAGCCUUCACUUGAAAAAAAUCGACGUGGAUGAGGAUUGGAGAACGGCUCGUGAACGUUUCAGUAGGAUAAAGUGCACAAAAUGCAAGGUUUUCAACCUCGGUGAGCUGUUUCUCGACGGCGACGUGUACCUGACAUUCGACAGGACUACAAAACUAUCAUACGUGGAUAAUCACAUACAUUUGACGGGUCCCGCAGUGGCAAAGUGUGAUAAAGUGUUCAAGGAGAUUGCUGAGGAAGUUUUGGAGACUGUUUGACUCAUUUUUUCAUUGUUAAUUUUUAAAAAAAUAAAUGUGUUUAUUUAA
This is a messenger RNA of Caenorhabditis elegans, 2126 nucleotides long. It is a transcript of the gene oac-1, whose product is annotated as Acyltransferase. The record is from RefSeq and is marked reviewed. Gene Ontology annotation, molecular function: acyltransferase activity, transferring groups other than amino-acyl groups. The transcript has 9 exons. NCBI's taxonomy places the organism in Eukaryota, Metazoa, Nematoda, Chromadorea, Rhabditida, Rhabditidae. The coding region runs from base 123 to 2078 and encodes 651 amino acids.